CAUUUAACAGAGGGACAACAAAAUGUACGGUGUGUCAACUCAAACGAUUGUCAUAAAACGUACUCUUUGGCCGACUUCAAAGAGAAUCUGCUUACUCUGAGUCGAGAGCGACAAAAAAGGUGAAAUGAGAACGCUCGUGUCUGUGCUUCGCCUCCCGAGAGGACCUGAUCCGAAUGGCCGCGGAUUCGACCCGAACUCACCCCGUUUCAUCGCGCUGUGUCCAACUACUAUUUCAGCUUCGACUUUAACAGGGACUGACUCUGUCGAAAUUGGGGAAGAGCAGCGUGCACGGUCGGCUUUGAGAGAAAGCUUUCUGAGAACGCUCAUAGCCAUGACCAAUAAGCAGGUGCAAUUCCACAUGUACGAGAGAGUCAAGGUUGAGGCGAAGUUUGGAGCGUCGGAUAUUGACGUGCUCAACUUCCAAGUUUCGGAACUACAGACCCCCAUUGGGGUACAGAAAGAAGCUCUGCUCAGGUGCCAGGAUGUAAUUUCAUACUCCUUUGAUCUCUGAACAGUGCUGUUCACCAAUUUGUGCUGUUCACUUAUUUGUGAUGUUUUUGAACAGGUAUCCAAGAAACUGAAUCUGAUUUGAACUGUUAUUUCUAAUAUGAUUUCGUUUCACAUACAGGGUGAUUUGGGGAGUCAAUGAUAACAGUUCCAUUGCUACACAGGGUGUUCUGUCUGGCCGAAUAUGUAGGAAGAUGUUUCCAUUUAUUAUUGUGUUACUUUGAGUAAGAGGUAGACUUGCCAUUGCCAAAUGUUAUUUUUAUGUGGCCAGCCAGGUAUUGAGAACACUGUGAUAUACAGUAUGUCUGAUUUGUUUCAUAGUUUCCAAUUCAAUGUACAGCCACUGGAGGGAGAUGUCAGCGCUGUCUUUACAACAGGCAUGUCAGGGGCCACCUAUACCACCAGGUUCUCUGACCCUUGGCAGUUCUCAGCUGUCCAUUUCAUUAGGAAGAGAUGAGGAAACAUGUCUCCGUGUGGAAUUUGGAUGUAACUGUCUGGAAACCUGAAAAUCUUGGUAUUAUUCCUUGACUACAGGACAAUGUGGUUCUUGUCUUGUUCCUUUUCAUAAGAUCUGUUGCUGAGAUAUGUUUGUUUACCAAUGAAGCCUAAUACAUUGUCAAUGGGCAUAUGCACUUAAUCUUUGUUUUGUUGUACUUUUAAUAAACAUUGUGUCACUUGAA
Coregonus clupeaformis (lake whitefish) is the source of this 1187-nucleotide messenger RNA. RefSeq names its product gem-associated protein 7. The coding region runs from base 125 to 511 and encodes 128 amino acids. The transcript is spliced from 2 exons. The record is from RefSeq and is a predicted model, not a curated record. Gene Ontology annotation, biological process: spliceosomal snRNP assembly. Gene Ontology annotation, cellular component: SMN-Sm protein complex. NCBI's taxonomy places the organism in Eukaryota, Metazoa, Chordata, Actinopteri, Salmoniformes, Salmonidae.